Messenger RNA from Lepisosteus oculatus (spotted gar), 3458 nucleotides. RefSeq names its product tumor necrosis factor receptor superfamily, member 11a, NFKB activator (gene tnfrsf11a). Lineage: Eukaryota; Metazoa; Chordata; Actinopteri; Semionotiformes; Lepisosteidae. The record is from RefSeq and is a predicted model, not a curated record. Gene Ontology annotation, biological process: multinuclear osteoclast differentiation; lymph node development; positive regulation of bone resorption. Gene Ontology annotation, molecular function: tumor necrosis factor receptor activity; cytokine binding. Gene Ontology annotation, cellular component: external side of plasma membrane.
UUAAACAGGAAUGAACUUCACUUAGGAAGCGUGGGUGAACGUACUGCGUGGACAUGCAGCGCGACUCUGAAACCCAAGACUCUACCCAUCCGGAUCCUUGAGGGAACCUGUCGUUUUUUUUAUUUUGUUUUUGCUUCUUUAUUUCGAGGAAAGAUCAAACGGCUCAUUUCCCGAAAAAGGAAAGCUGCUCAAAGCGAAGAGACACACGCUCGUAUUUUGACCUCUUAAUGCCUUUUCAAUCCAGAAGAGUCAUGAGGAAGGGUUUCUCAGCCAGAUGGGUUUUCCAGGGGUGGAUUAUGUUCAUGCUGGUGGCUUUUUGCACACAGGCAGCCUUGGAAAAUGGAAAAUGCAACCAGCGGCAGUACCUUAAAGACAAGAAGUGUUGCAGUAAAUGUAAACCAGGCGAAUUUAUGACAGCAAGGUGUACUAACAGGUCGGACACCAGAUGCCAGCCCUGUAAAGACAAUGAAUACCAGCCAGAUUGGAACCAGGAGGAGAGAUGCCAUUCACAGAACGUUUGUGAUGAAGGAAGGGGUUUCAAGAAGACGAAGACAAUAAACCGCACAGCCUUGGUGCCUUGUGAGUGCCGGCCUGGCUUCCAGUGCUCGAUCUUAAACUGUGUGUUCUGCGAGAAGAUGGAGGAGUGUGAGCCCGGGUACGGAGUCACAUUAGAAGAGUCAGGCAGGACCGCCUGCAUGAAGUGCACGGAGGGAUUCUUCUCCAACGUCACCUCAGCCGCAGAACCGUGCAAGCCCUGGACAGAUUGCAGAGCCCUUGGAAAGACCGAGGAACAGCCUGGGAAUGAAAAAACAGAUGCAGUAUGUGGGGUGCCCAUUCCACCAUUUGACGGCAAUGGCACAUUACUGGGAGUGGUGAUUGGCUUGUCGGUUAUCAUUGUGAUAUCGUUUGUCAUGCUGCUCUUGGUCUGCAAGAAGGACAAGCUGAAGCCUCUGUCGGAAAAUCUUCGAUCAUGUGUGCUUAAUCUGAAGAGAAGCAGGAAACCACAGGAGACGACCUCUUCCUACGAAGCCUACGGCGGGCCACACACGUGCUCCCGGUACGAGACCACGUGCCUGAUCAGAAACGAGGAGAGCGCGCCCGAUUCCCUGAACACCUGCUCGAACGCCGGCCUGCCGAGCGGCGACAGGGCCCCGGUCGAGUCGGACGAAGGGUGCGAGUCGGCGGGAAGCAGCAGCAGCAGCAGUGGCGAGCCGUCCGAGUACGACCCCUCGCCGCCCACGGCCUCCAGCUCCUGCACCUGCGUGCUGUCCCUGAAGGAGCCCAUGGAGGUGGGGGAGAACGAGGACUGCAGCCAGGCGGUGGCCAGCGGCAUCUCGCGGAGCUGCUCCUGCGACGGCGAGAGCGGCGCGGGCGCGGCCGGGCACCUGCAGGAGCCGCCGUCCUGCGGGGGCGCGGCGGGGAGCCCCAGCUGCCCCUGCGGGCGGGGGCCACGCCUGGACCCCGACAGCAGGGGGCGCCACCGGAGCGGAAACGCGAACGAGCCGUGCUGCUGCAGCACCGACUCCACGAGCGCCCUCGGCGACAGCGCUGGGGACGUUUCCCUGGAGGACCUGAACUCGGAGAGGAAGUCUCCCAGCCACGACACCAGGCCUUCCAGACACACUGCCGAGCCCCCGUCAGCCUCGGGCAGCGUGACGGGAAACAACAACACCACGUUCAUCUCAAACGGACAGGUCAUGAACUUCACGGGGGACGUCAUCGUCGUGUACGUCCGGCAGAACUCGCACGGCAGCAGCGGGACCCCCGAGGACGGCUUUGCCAGCCCGGUCCAGGAGGAGACCGGCGCGCCCAGUUUUCCGGGGAGCGCCGAUGCGAAGGAGGAGGACCCCGUCCAGGGGAACGCCGCACGUCCCCUGCAGGAGGAGACGCGGCACAGGAAGGAAGGGCCCUUGAGGAACACGUCUGUGCCCGUGCAGGAGGAGAGCAACGAGUGGACCCAGCAGAAAUGCGUUUAGACACCAGAAGCGUGGUGGACUGGUGUUUUGGAAUUACACGGUGCCUUAAUAGGACACUCUACGUACCCACUCAGGGUGCUGCAGGUAGCACUGGGGCAGGAAGGACUUCUGCUAGGACUUUGUCUUUUAGUUUUUAGUAUUCCGGAUUGCGUUGCUCAAACCGACAGGGCAAUUUCAAUGACAAUAAAAUGCUAUGCAUUUGUUAAAUUAUUUGAAGCCUAUUUUUUUCUCAGCUGUAAUUGAUUUUCAGUCCCAAUUCUUUGACUAGUUACUAGUAUUAGUAAUGACUGGCAUUUGCAGAUCCUGUGUUCUUGAACGAGCAUGAGGUCUUGAAAUCUAGGAUUCAACUUAGUUUUGUGUGAUGCAAAUAGACACAAAAAGCUAGCUUCCAUUUCAGUGACUUCUUCAAGUUGUUGGUAAAAGACUGUUGGGACAGUAAUAACAGUGCCUCCCAAUGUUAGGUUGGGUUGAAUGUAAGCUAUAAUGUCAGAAGAGUGCAUCUGUACACUGUAUUUGCUGUUUCCUUUAUUCCUGGGGCCUGAGGCUACACUGGAUCAACAGUUAAGGGCUGUUACACGAAGAAGGGUUGUGUUGGGAGACAUGGAACACCUCGCUCUUUGUUGUUUGAGCCCAUCCAGCGAAGCCUCAGAGCGCAAACACUGCUGGAGAGUGAGGCGGAAGAAGGAAGGAGCUGAACAAAGAAAAGGAGAAAACCUCUGUACCACUUUACUUGAGGCAUCACCUGUCAGGCAUGUUAGCUGCGUGUUUGCCUUGUAAUGCCUGGAUUUCACAUCACAUGCAUCUUGCUGUGUAAAGAGUGGCUAGGCGCUACUUAUCUCUCAUCAAUAAUAACAGGGUAACAUACAGCCCUGAGGCUUUCACUGGCUCUUAAUGAGCUGUGUUUCAGUAAUGACACAGUAAUGCUUGUCUAGAAGGUACCUGUUUUGAAGAGUUUUGUCACUUUCUUGUUUCAAGGUUCCGCAAACGUUCAGCCCAUUUGUGUUAGUAUUCCUGUCUUAAAACCACCCGUUCUGUUCCCAGAGCAUGAGAACACCCUCACUCCCACUUGCUCUUCGUCCUGUUAGAAAGAUUCUUCUUUUGUUGUUUGCUUGAUGCCACCUGUAGGGAAGAGAAACGGAUUGAAAGGCCUAUACAGUAAUUAAGUGAUACAUUUUAAGCUAUUGAAACAAAAAUGGAUUUAGUUUUUAUAAGCAUUCUAGAAAGCUAUUAAAGGUUCAUAUAUAUAUAUUAAGAGACAUCACAGGUUGGGAAUGGAGAAAUAAAAUUAAUAUUUUUUCAUUUACAUGAGUUUUGCCUUUUUUUAGAAUUUUAUUUGGAUAUGAAAAAGAUGGAGCAACUUUGCACUAGAGAAUCUACAAAUACUGCCCCGUAACUUUCCAUUUAAGGGGUGUUCAAACUGCGCCCUUGUAUAAAAUGUUUUGUAUUGUGUCUUUAACAUGUAUAAAUGUUUUUUUUAUAAGA